AUGCCAUUAAAGAAUCUGAAACCCAUAACGCCCGGUACUCGGAAUGCCGUCAGGGCAUCCUUCGAAGAGAUAACUCGGACCAACCCGGAAAAAUCCCUGCUGACUCCACUUGCGAAGCAUGCUGGCCGAAACAACCAGGGCCGCAUAACAGUCCGCUCUCGGGGAGGCGGAAGUCGCCGGAUGUACCGCGUCAUUGACUUCAAGAGACGCAAAGAAGGGGUGCCCGGACACGUAGUAUCAAUCGAGUACGAUCCAAACCGGACAACCCGUAUUGCGUUGAUCUACUAUGCGGACGGAGAAAAGAGCUACAUUCUGGCUCCUCUCGGACUGGAAGUGGAUAACUGGGUGCAAGCGGGCCCCAGCGCCGAGAUAAGUCCUGGCAAUGCGCUGCCGUUGCGGAAUAUACCGACCGGUACCGUUAUCCAUAAUCUGGAAUUAACCCCCGGCCGGGGUGGCCAACUGGUUCGCAGCGCCGGAGUGGGAGCUCAGGUGUUAUCAAGGGAGGGUGAGUACGUAUUGAUCCGCUUGCCUUCGGGCGAGAUGCGGAGAGUCUUGCUGAACUGUCGGGCCAGUAUAGGGCAAUUGUCCAACCCUGACCACAAGAACGAAAGUUUGGGGAAGGCUGGAGCCAGCCGACAUCGGGGCAGGCGUCCUCAGGUAAGAGGAGUUGCCAAAAAUCCGGUCGACCAUCCUCACGGCGGUGGCGAGGGGCGUUCCCCCAUUGGAAUGCCGGGACCUAAGUCCCCCACUGGCAAGCCCACCUUGGGGCACAAGACUCGAAGAAAGAAGAAGACUACCGGAAAAUUUGUAGUACGGGGCAGGCGACGAUAG
Molecule: messenger RNA, 831 nt
Organism: Geodia barretti
Lineage: Eukaryota; Metazoa; Porifera; Demospongiae; Tetractinellida; Geodiidae
Source: the annotation of a GenBank genome assembly